AGGGAGUUUGAGUUUUUUAAAUAAAGCGGGAAAGCUGACAUUUGUCUAAACUUUGAGCCUGUCUGUGCUCCAUCCCAACAUGCGUGGACUUGCACUUUUGGGGUUUGUCAAGCAGCAGAAACAGCAAAGGAUCAGUGUGUUAUUUCAGUCAUAUCCCGCUUGUCGUUUUGGCUACAGAAAACACAUGUUGGACCCUGGUGAUGAUGUCUUGGCAUGGGGAGAGUCACUCGACCAUCUUCUGCAGUGUAAAACAGGCCAGCUGCUGUUUGAGGACUUCUUGAGGACAGAAUACAGUGAGGAGAACCUCUUGUUCUGGCUGGCGUGUGAGGACUACAAGACGAUUACUAGUCCGGCAAAAAUGACGGUGGCUGCCAAGAAGAUCUACGCAGAGUUUGUCCAAGUUGAUGCGCCUAAACAGAUAAACAUUGACUGCGUGACAAGAGAGGAAAUCAGGGAAAACCUCUCUCAGCCGGUGCAAAAUUGUCUUGACGGGGCGCAGAGAGUGAUAUACAGUCUGAUGGAAAACGACUGUUAUCCGCGAUUUCUGAAAUCAGAAAUGUACCAAGGUCUCCUGGAACAGGCUGAACAGCAAUGAAAGCAUCAUGAGCGAAGGAGCCUGUCCGACACGUCUCUGAAUGAUUGAUUCUGCUCUUCAGCCGACUUUCCUAAGCAUCUCAGAUUAAACACAAAAGGCUUCUCUGUCAGAGGAAGACCUGGAUGGAGCUACGUAGCUGUCGAAAUGAGGACUGACUGGCUUUAAAAGCCAAAAAUGUAAAUCCAUUGGGGAGCUUUUAAAAUCAGAAUUUGUGUGGAUUGUUUUACACUUUAAAAAAAAAGCCCUGCAUUCCACUCUGGGUUUGUUUUGGAGCCUCUCCUCCGAAGAUGGCAGACCCAUUAAAAAAGUGCAAUUAAUCUGGAACUACUUUGUCUAUUUGGGCUUUUUUUUUUCAGGAUAAAAGGGAACCCCUGCGAGUCUUCAGAUGUUUAAUAAUCAGUUAAUAUGUUACUGGUGAAGAAACGAAUAAAUAUACCACACAAUGUUUUGCCAUAUUUAUGCUAAGCUAACCUCCUAUUGGCUGCAGCGUCUUUGAGAUAAACGCUGGCCAAGUUUAUAUUCACAUUUAGCCAAGAUGUCAAACUAUCCCUUUAACCUCAGUUGUAAGCUGAAUUUGCUCCCAUGAUAGUAUUGAUCAGCAUCCAGUGACACAUGUUUAUGGCCUUUACACCGGAGGAUUGACAAAUAAGAGACGUGAAGAUGUGAAAUGCUGUAUAAAUUUGAGAAAUUUGAAGGGACUUAAAAACCUUAAAGAAUGACACAAUAAAACAAAUUAAGCU
Molecule: messenger RNA, 1335 nt
Organism: Gasterosteus aculeatus aculeatus (three-spined stickleback)
Lineage: Eukaryota; Metazoa; Chordata; Actinopteri; Perciformes; Gasterosteidae
Product: regulator of G-protein signaling 21
Source: RefSeq, a predicted model, not a curated record